Messenger RNA from Oryzias melastigma (Indian medaka), 2855 nucleotides. It is a transcript of the gene net1, whose product is annotated as neuroepithelial cell transforming 1. The transcript has 9 exons. Gene Ontology annotation, biological process: positive regulation of Rho protein signal transduction; intracellular signal transduction. The record is from RefSeq and is a predicted model, not a curated record. NCBI's taxonomy places the organism in Eukaryota, Metazoa, Chordata, Actinopteri, Beloniformes, Adrianichthyidae. Bases 253 to 1878 code for a protein of 541 amino acids. Gene Ontology annotation, molecular function: guanyl-nucleotide exchange factor activity.
AGGCAGGCUCCUCCCCUCACUCUAUAAAGAGCACCCAGUCUCCAGUCUGCCUCAUACCAAAGUUUGUGAAGUGUCUGAGGACAGCUCCUGUUGUAGAGGGGAAGACCAGCAGACAGGAGGGGGAGCCUUAUUUAUUUAUUUUUGUCUUUUUCCCCAUCACCCCUAUUGUUUUUUUUAUCUUCUUCUCUUCUGUGGAUUACGUGGAGCUAAAUCCCUGGAAAUUACUAGGAUACUGUUUCUUUGCUGAAAGCUAUGGUGGCGUACGAUGAAGGGGGUCUCUUGGUGCCUAUCAAACGGACUCUACAAGUGAUAGAUCACCAGAACCAAGCCAAUAAGGAGUCAGAGGAACCCAGCAACAAACGUGUCCGUCCUCUCGGCAGGGUGACGUCGUUAGCCAACCUUAUCUCUCCGGUGAAGAAUGGGGCCGUCCGGCGCUUCGGCCAAACCAUCCAGGCCUCUUUCCGAGGCGAUGGCAAGACGCCGGGCGCCCCCCAGAAGCCUUGUGGCAAGGCCCCAACUCCACCCAAAAGGAGAAACAGCAUACUGUGGUCGGAAACUGUGGAUAUUCACCAGAAAGGAACCUUCUCUACUAAGGAGAUCAAGCGGCAAGAGGCCAUAUUUGAGUUGUCUCGUGGAGAACAGGACUUGAUUGAGGACCUCCAGCUCGCACGCAAGGCGUACCACGAUCCCAUGCUGAAGCUUUCCAUCAUGUCUGAGGUUGAGCUCACACACAUCUUUGGCAACCUAGAUGCCUACAUCCCUCUGCAUGAAGACCUGCUGGCUCAGCUCUCCAAAGCCACCAAGCCGGACGGGACCGUGGGCCAGAUUGGACAGAUCGUCAUCAACUGGCUGCCCAGGCUUAAUGCAUACAAAGACUACUGCAGCAACCAGCUGGCAGCCAAGGCGCUGCUGGACCAGAAGAAGCAGGACCCGCGGGUGCAGGACUUCCUGCAGCGCUGCCUCGAGUCCCCCUUCAGUCGCAAGCUGGAUCUCUGGAGCUUCCUGGACAUCCCGCGCUCCCGGCUGGUCAAGUACCCCCUGCUGCUCAAGGAGAUCCUGAGACACACGCCGGCUGACCACCCAGACAAAGAUAGCUUGGAGGAAGCGAUCACCAUCAUCCAGGGCGUUCUGUCUGACAUCAACAUGAAGAAAGGAGAGUCUGAGUGCCAGUACUACAUCGAGAAACUGGAGUACUUGGAAGAGAGGCAGAAGGACCCACGCAUGGAGCAGUGCCGGAGCCUGCUAUGUCACGGGGAGCUGCGAAAUAAGAGCGGCACGAAGCUGCAUGUGUUCCUGUUCACGGAACUGCUAGUUCUGACCCGCCCUGUCACGCGAAACGAGCGCCAGUGCUUCCAAGUGUACCGGCAGCCAAUCCCAGUGCAGGAUCUGGUGCUGGAAGACCUGCAGGAUGGAGAUGUCCGAAUGGGCGGCUCGUUCAGAGGUGCCUUCAGUAACGCAGACAAAGCUAAGAACAUUUUCCGCGUGCGUUCCCAAGACCCGAGCCAUUCCCAGUCCCACACCCUGCAAGUCAACGACAUCUUCCACAAGCAGCAGUGGCUCAACUGCCUCCGCAGCGCCAUCUCCGUCCACCGCCCCUUCAGCGAGCCCUCCAGCCCCAGCCUCCCCCCGAGUGACGCCUGCCACAAGCGCCGCCCUUCCUCCGCCUCGGCCGUCAUCCACCUGGAGGAGCCCGACGAGAACUGCCUGCAGCCCACCUCCCACUCGGCCCCCACCUCGCCCUGCAACAGCACCACCUCCAGCCCCACAUCGACGUCCCCUCCCUCCCGCUCCUCGUCCCUACUCUCCAUGUCACACAAAAGCAAAAAAGACAAGAAAUCGAUGAGUUCUUUAGGAAAGAGGAAAGAGACGAUGGUAUGAGGCGGUGUGGAGGGAGAAGCAGGACUCCUGAACUGAACACAGAAAAAAAGGGACCUUUAUUUAUGUGUCUGCGUGCGUGCACAUCAUCACAACAGUGUUUUGUGUUACUGUCCUCUUCGGCAGCUAUUUCCCUUACACCCUCCAUGAAAGGUGCAUCUAAGAGAGACUUUCUCCUGGAGAAAAUGCACAGAUUUCUCUGGCUUAAAAAGGGACAGACGGCCAGAGUCCAACCGGGUUUCAUGCAAAUCGAGGGGUGGUGCACCAUAUCCUGUUUACUAGCCAUGUGAUAUUUAAGCGCUAUUUUAGACCUGUUUUGAAGGGCUAAUGAAAGUUUUACAUUUUUAUAAUUAAAAAAAAUGUAUUGUAGGUUUUUUAGGUUUAUAUAAAGCAGCACUGUUUAACCUGUAGGGCAGAUUUUUUUUUUUAUUUUUUGAGCGUGUUUAGGAAAAGAACGAAAGGAAGUGAAUCUCCUCCGAGGUGAAAUGUCUUAUUUUGAUAACAUUCCUAAAAGAACAUCUUUGGGACCUCGGACAUACUUCACAGGCAUUAUUUCAAACAAAGGGUCAGCUUCUCAGGGGGAAGCACAGCAAUAACAAUCACAAGUCAGAGUUAUAUUUUCAAGUUCUAAACUGAGCCAUGUUUUUAAGCUUUUUCCACAAAGGAACAGAUCACUUUUCAGUAAAGCGUCACGAUGGGACCGAGGCUCUGGUCGAGCAGAAUGUAGAAGAGAAGAAGAAGAGAGCAGAGAUGUAAUGAUGGAUAAAGUAUGUUUGGACCUGAAAGAGAUGGUGAGUGCAAGAUCGCAAUCUUGCUUGUUGGAUGUCAGAAGGAAUGAAGCAGAUGAACUAAGGAAGUAGGGGAGGUUUGAAGAGAGGUUUUGCAAGUUUUUGGGAAAGUUGUUGAAAAGAGGAGACUUUGGUGUCAUGAAAGUGAUGGAAUAAAAAGAACAAUAAAAAUCUGUGUAAGAUUUGAAACUC